Messenger RNA from Effrenium voratum, 1754 nucleotides. The record is from the annotation of a GenBank genome assembly. NCBI's taxonomy places the organism in Eukaryota, Dinophyceae, Suessiales, Symbiodiniaceae.
CAGCCCUCAUGUCCUCCGCACCCUCGCCGGCGUCGCCGCCGGAGCUGGCGGUGCCCACGGAGAUGCCCACCUCUCCAGUGGACACGGUCACAGUGGAGGCUCCUACACAAACGGUGGAGGUCCCGACGGCGGACAUGGAAGCAGGCACAGCCUUGUCAGGUUCAGGUGCUCCAACACAGGAGGCGCCGCCUUUUAGAUCAGGCGUGAUGUCCUCGGCUCUUGGAUCCUCGGCCGUGGGGGUGUCUCCCUCUGAGAUGCCGGUGCCCACGGAGAUGCCCACCUCUCCUGCCUCCUCUGCUGGCCUGGGGCCCCCGACCCUGGAGGCGCCCACGGGCCCGGAACAUCUCGACAGCGCCGCCUUCUCAGGUGAGCCGGAGCUGGACGAAGAACUUCCGGUGCCAGAGCAAUCAGCUCUCAUGUCGUCUGCGCCAUCCCCAGCGUCGCCCUCGGAGAUGCCGGUGCCUACAGAGAUGCCGACCUCUCCACGCGCAGAGGUGCCAACCUUGGAUGCCACGGUCGUCUCAGGCACAGGCCCGACGCAGGAGGUGCCUGUUCCGGGCGGCUCCGUUCCGUUCUCCUCGGCGAUAGCCUCCUCGAGGGGCUCGCCGUCGGAUCUGCCGGUUCCCACGGAGAUGCCCACCUCCCCGCUCUCCGUCUCGGGGCUCGAGGGGCCUACACUGGAGGCGCCCACCGGAAGAGGAGAUGUGGAGAGUGCGCCCUUCUCAGGUGGCUUCGAUCUGGACGCGGAGGUGCCAGUGCCCGGCCACUCAGCGCCGUUGUCCUCGGCGCCCUCCCCGGCCUCGCCGUCGGAGAUGCCGGUGCCCACGGAGAUGCCCGAGUCUCCGAAGGACCUGCCCGAGGCUCCCACCAUCGAGGUGCCGACAGUGGCGACGAUCUCACCUCGAGGUGUGCCGGCCGAGGCUCCGCUUGGGAGGUCUGCAGGCAUGUCCUCGGCUCUGGGCUCCUCCACUCUGGGCAGUUCCGGUUUCGCCUCCCCUUCGGAGAUGCCGGUGCCCACGGAGAUGCCUACCUCCCCGGUGUCGCCCUCCGACGAGAGGCGCUUGGAGGCGCCUACGGUUGAUCUGGAGAACUUUCCCGCCGCAGGUCAAGCGGCGCCCUUAGCCGAGGUGCCGGUGCCGGCAGACCAGUCCGCAGCCUUGGCCUCGAGCGGCCUCUCCUCGAUGCCAUCCCCCUCGGAGAUGCCAGUGCCCACAGAGAUGCCGACCUCUCCUUGCUCGCCCUCAGACGAUCAAACACGCCUGGAGGCACCCACUGCUCUGACCCAGCCCACCGCCGUCUCAGGUCGAGCGGCGACAAUCGCCUCAGAGGUCCCGGUGCCGGAAGCAGGCCAAUCCGCAGCCCUGGCGUCGAGCGGCCUCUCCUCCCUGGCGUCCCCCUCGGAGAUGCCAGUGCCCACAGAGAUGCCCACCUCUCCUUGCUCGCCAGAGGAGCAAACCCGCCUGGAGGCGCCCACUGCCCUGACGCUGCCCACCGCCACAGGCCGUGGCGCCUCUCUGCGCGUUGAGCAAGUCACUCGCCGAGGGAAAGCCCGACCCGGGGCUCGAGGGAAAACCGAUGCGCCGAGGCGGAGCGCUCAGACCGGAUCUGGUUUCGUCGGCGUGUGCGGAGAGCGGGGGGGUGAAGGGCCAUGGCACUGUGCUGCCCAUCUGACAGAGUGCCUGUCCCUGGCCGGUCCUCAGGCGGGAGCCUUUGGAAACUUUGGUCCGAAAACGACUUGCGCCGGGGCAGCGUAG